AUGGCCAAACUACUGCAGUCUCCACCCAAGUUCCUGCCCUCGGAAUGGCAGGUUGCUAACAAGAGCCAGUACCACAGAGCCGAGGCCCAGCGGUGCCGAUCCGAGCGCCUGGUGGCAGAAAGCCAGAGGCUUGUGGAUGACAUCGAAAAGACCACGAGAAAGUCGCAGAGCGAUGUGAACAAGAAACUCGAGCAGCGGCUGGAGGAAGUGCGGUUCUGGAAGAGGGAGCUGGACGGCAAACUCGAGCAGCUGGUGUACGAGACGGAGGAUCUGCUCACGUACAAGGGCAGGCUGGAGAAGGCCCUGCAGGACUUCCGGGAGCCCCUGCGCAUCACCGAGCGGUGCCUGGCCUACAGGGAGAAGCGCGUCGGGAUCGACCUGGUGCACGACGAGGUGGAGCAGGAGCUGGUGAAGGAGGCCGAGGUCAUCCGGGGCGUCCUGGCGCUGCUCACCCGCACCCUGGAGGAGGUCACGGAGCAGAUCAGGCUGAACCGCUCUGCCAAGUACAACCUGGAGAAGGAUUUGAAGGACAAGUUCGUGGCGCUGACCAUCGACGACAUCUGCUUCUCGCUCAACAACAACUCGCCCAGCAUCCGCUACGCCGAGGACGCCGUGCGCAUCGAACCCAACUCGGUGAGCCUGGAAGACUGGUUAGACUUCUCCAACACCAAUGUGGAGAAGGCCGACAAGCAGAGGAACAACUCGAUGGCGCUGAAGGCCCUGGUGGACCGCAUCCUGUCCCAGACGGCCGACGACCUGUGCAGGCAGUGCCACGUGGUGGACACGGCCUUCAGGAACGGGCUGAAGGAGACCAAGGAUGCCCGGGACAAGCUGGCUCUGCACCUGGACAAGGUCAUGGAAGAGAUCGCGUCCCAGGAGAAAAACGUGACAGUUCUUGAAAAAGCCAUCCUGGACCAAGAAGGCCCCGCCAAAGUGGCUCACACGCGCCUGGAGACCAGGACGCGCCGGCCCAACGUGGAGCUGUGUCGCGAUGUCGCGCAGUACAGACUGAUCAGAGAGGUUCAGGACAUCACCAGCAACGUGGCAAGACUGAAGGAGACCUUAGCCCGGGCUCAGGCAGAGCUGAAGGGGCUGAACCGCAGGCAGCUCGCCCUGCAGGAGGAGAUCCAGGUGAAGGAGAACACCAUCUACAUCGACGAGGUGCUGUGUGUGCAGAUGCGCCAGUCCAUCCCGCUGCGGGCCGGGGAGGACCGAAGGGACUGGGCGGGCGGCCUCGGCCCCGACGCUGUCUGCUAG
Molecule: messenger RNA, 1257 nt
Organism: Lepus europaeus (European hare)
Lineage: Eukaryota; Metazoa; Chordata; Mammalia; Lagomorpha; Leporidae
Gene: TEKT1
Product: tektin 1
Exons: 7
Coding region: 1-1257 (418 amino acids)
Biological process (GO): cilium movement involved in cell motility; cilium assembly
Cellular component (GO): nucleus; microtubule cytoskeleton
Source: RefSeq, a predicted model, not a curated record